This is a messenger RNA of Staurois parvus, 489 nucleotides long. The record is from the annotation of a GenBank genome assembly. Lineage: Eukaryota; Metazoa; Chordata; Amphibia; Anura; Ranidae.
UCAUUCACUCCCUCAUUAUAUCACGCCUUGACUACUGUAACUCCCUCCUCAUUGACCGACCUCAUCGCAGGCUAUCCCCCCUCCAGUCUCGAUCUGUAUCUGCCACCCCUCUCUGCCAAUCCCUCCACUGGCCUCCAUUCAGUGUCCUCCACCCCUCUCUGCCAAUCCCUCCACUGGCCUCCACUCAGUGUCCUCCACCCCUCUCUGCCAAUCCCUCCACUGGCUUCCAUUCAGUGUCCUCCACCCCUCUCUGCCAAUCCCUCCACUGGCCUCCACUCAGUGUCCUCCACCCCCCUCUGCCAAUCCCUCCACUGGUCUCCAUUCAGUGUCCUCCACCCCCCUCUGCCAAUCCCUCCACUGGCUUCCAUUCAGUGUCCUCCACCCCUCUCUGCCAAUCCCUCCACUGAUCUCCACUCAGUGUCCUCCACCCCCCUCUGCCAAUCCCUCCACUGGCCUCCACUCAGUGUCCUCCACCCCCUCUGCCAAUCC